This is a messenger RNA of Mesorhabditis belari, 231 nucleotides long. NCBI's taxonomy places the organism in Eukaryota, Metazoa, Nematoda, Chromadorea, Rhabditida, Rhabditidae. The record is from the annotation of a GenBank genome assembly.
AUGAGCAAACGACAAAAUCCGUCCGAGUUCCUGAAGCAGAUCAUCGGGAAACCUGUGGUGGUGAAGUUGAAUUCGGGUGUCGAUUAUCGAGGAAUUCUCGCCUGUUUGGAUGGUUUCAUGAACAUAGCUUUGGAACAAACAGAAGAAUACGCGAAUGGACAACUUCAAAAUAAAUAUGGCGAUGCUUUUAUUCGUGGAAACAACGUGCUCUACAUUUCGACGCACAAACGG